Molecule: messenger RNA, 8369 nt
Organism: Vicia villosa (hairy vetch)
Lineage: Eukaryota; Viridiplantae; Streptophyta; Magnoliopsida; Fabales; Fabaceae
Exons: 2
Coding region: 1465-5880 (1471 amino acids)
Molecular function (GO): zinc ion binding; nucleic acid binding
Source: RefSeq, a predicted model, not a curated record
CAACUUUUGUCUAUGAAAAUUAGUGGCUAAAAAUUUUGUUGGGGAAGGUUAGGUAACUUAGAAGAAACUAAGUAUGUAGGUUUUUCGCUUGUUAUUAGUAAAUUUAUAUUAUGGCAACAAGUUGUAAGAGUUUUUUCAAAACUGAAAAUGUUUUUUAGUGUUUUCUUAUAUUCAUCGUUUUUUCCCAGGAAAGGGAGUGUUAAGAUGAUUUUAAAAAGAAAUUUUUGCUGAAAAACAUUGGACAUCUUUGAUUUGGGAGAAAUCCUUCUAUCCCUUCGGGUUGAUAGUUAAACAAUGUUUUUGUUUGCAAAGAUGACUUAUCAUUUGUUGCCUAGAUAUAUUUGUACUAAGAACAAGAGUUAUAUUUACCUACUUAGUUUUACCUAAGGUAUCUAAUCGUCCACAACAUCCUUAGCCAGCCAUAUUUAUGGAUUCAGAUGAUGAUAAUCAUCAAAAUAAUUUGAUUAAACAUGAAGAACUUGUGGAAUAUCCAAAAAAUUUGGAUAAACUUAAUAAAUGGACAAUUCCAUCAGUACCUUCAAAUCAAAUUUAUAAAUUUGGCAAAAUAGAUAUAUUAUCUCGUUUUGCUGUAAAAAGUUUAGAACAAACUAUUCAAAUUUCUGAAAGUACUCAGACAAUCAAACUUUUAACAAAAAAGGAUUUACUUCCUUUUAAAAAUUAUAAUUAUAUCCAUGUUGGUUUAAUACAAGUUGCUGUUAAACCUUUGACCUUGCUAGGAUUAAAUACUAGCAUCCUAGGAUAUAUUAGGGACGGUAGAUGUAAAGAUUUUAAACAAUCUUUAGCUGCUUUAAUUGAAACAAGUCUGUGUCAUGGACCAGUCUAUUUUGAUGUCUCUCCCAACAUAAGCUUAUCCAUGUCUGAUAAAAAUCUAUUAGACGCUCUCCAAUUAACUAUUCAUACUAAUGGUUACAAUUUCAAACCUGGUAGUGAAAUUAUGGCUAUAUGUUAUAGGGUUUAUUACAAAGUCCUUACCACAUUAAACCCUAAAGCUAAACAAAUAUCGUUUCCUGGAACUACUACUUUAGUUCAAACAAAUUUGCUUACCUCUAAUGUUGCAACUAAUAGGUUGCUUAAAUGGGAUGAAAUUAAUUUUCCAGAAACCUGGAACCUCCCUCAGGCCAUUGAACCGGAACCUAUCCUUAAUAAGGAUGUUGAUCAAAUAAUCCAAUCAAGUGAUGGAGAUCUAGAGAUAAAUUUUAACUCUAAAAGAAUGAUUAGAAUACCUAGAUCCAUGUCUGGAAGACAUUCUGUGAAUUCUAUAAAUGAAUUUUAUUCUGCUCCCAGUCAAUUAGCUAGACCUUCAACUUCUCAAUUAAGAGAAGAAAUAGAAGUUGUUGAAAAUAUAAGACUCAGUGAAAACAAAAUUCCUCAUGGUAUAUAUCAAAAACCAAAUCCUCCUAGAGUAGAAUCACCUACUCCCUCAGAUAUGGACUUCCCGUUAUAAUGUUAGAUUAUUCUCCAGGUAGUAAUCUAAGAAACCUUGUCAAUGACGAGUUUCAGCAUACUAGAUACACCCAAUUUAGAGAAUGGUUUUUUAAAACUUUUUCGGCUCCUAUGUUAGCAAAUUUUAAAGAAGAGUACUAUACUCAAAUGUCUAUAAACCAAGAUUUCAUUCCCUUUGUCAAAUGGUUUAUUAGUUACUAUAUAACCAAACAAAAAGAAGAAUUGGUUUUUAUGAAAAAAAACGAACUUUUAGUUCUUCAAAAACCUUGGGAAAGUAUCCAAGGAGAAAAAAUGGAAUCUCCUUUUCCCCCAGAACAAACAAUAAGUUUGGGUUCUCAUACUGAAGCUACACCUUAUCUUACCCUUCAAUUACAAAGGGUUGAACAAAAUCAGAUUACUCUAAAAGAGUUAAAUUCCAUAAUUAGAUCCAACAAUUAUACUAAUGCCUACCUUGUUUGUCUUGGAGAACAAUUUAUUUCUCUAAAAAAAGAGCUUUUAUCUAUUAAAGACCUUUUAAAUAAACAAAUAGCACGUCAAAAAAUUAUUAUUGACCUUAUUAAUAAACCUAAUACUCCAGAACAAGCUUCUACAUCUACAAUAUUAGAUGUCCCUAUAAUUCAACCUCCUAUUCCAAUAGAAGGAUUUAAAAUGGAAACAAAUGGUAAUGAGUUUGUUCGCAUUCUUGAGAAAAAGCUUAAAGAUUUACAUUUAACGGUUAUGACUAACCAAGACUCUUCCAAUGAAGAAGACAUCAAUGAUUUAGCAAAUAUGUUUGCAGAUUUAGACAUUAAUAAUCAAGAUACUAAUGAGAUAAACCCUGUUUAUAGCUCUAAACCCUUAGAAAAAUACUAUUAUAAACGUCCCUCUCCUCAAGACGUACUUUUUGAGGAACCUGAACCCUACCAGAAUUCAUAUUCUGGAAAAGCCAUUUAUGAAUGGAAUAUUGAUGGUUUAAAUGACAAGCAAAUAGUUGAUACAAUACAUAGAAUAAUUAUGUAUUCAACUGUUUGUAAACAGCACGGAAAUUCUGACAGCGAAAUUGCCUCUUUCAUAUCAACUGGAUUUGUUGGUCAAUUAAGAGGCUGGUGGGAUAAUUAUAUUACUGAAAGUCAGAAAAAAGAUAUUCUUAACCAUAAGAAAUUAGUUAAGUCUGAAAAUCCUGGAACCGGAGCAAGUAGUAUUGCCACCACAGGUGAAGAAGAUGCGGUUUAUACACUGUGUCUCUCUAUCCUUCAACAUUUUGUUGGAAACAAUGUCCCUAUUGGAGAGAAACUUCAAACUUUACUUCAAAAUCUAAGAUGUCCUUCUCUUACACAUUUUAGAUGGUAUAAAGAUACCUUUUUGUCUAGAGUUUACCAAUUAAAAACUCCAAAUUCCAUUCACUGGAAAGCCAAAUUUAUUGAUGGAUUACCCCAUUUCUUCUCUGAAAAGGUGAGAAAUUCUUUAAGAAGUAAAAAUGAUGGGAUAAAUAUUAAUUACCAUGAUCUUACUUAUGGUCAAAUUAUUAGCACUUGUGUUAAUGAAGGAUUAACCUUAUGUAACGAUAUUAAGCUUAGAAAUCAGCUUAAGAAACAGAAACUUUCUGAAAAACACCAAAUGGGUGAAUUUUGUGAUCAAUUUGCCUUUGAUCUUGGAAAAUCUUCAGAAAGUAAGAAAAGGAAAGGCAAAAUAUUCAGAAAUAAAUCUCAUCAAAAUAAGGAUAGUUAUAAAAAUUCUUAUAGAAAGAAUAAGAGAAGGAGUCACUUUAAUAAAAGUAGACCAAAAGAUAAGCCUCUUAAUCAUAAAGGCAAAAGAAAAGCUAAGAUGCUUGAUGUAUCUUGCCACAAAUGUGGUAAAGCUGGUCAUUAUGCAAACCAAUGUUGGACAAAAAAGGCUCUCAAUGAAAUUGAGGAUGAGCAAUUACGUUUUCAACUUGAGAAAGUUUGCUUAAUUAAGUCUGAAUCAGAGACUAAUUCUUCUAAUGAAGAUAUUAACAUGAUUUAUGAAUCAUCAUCAGAUUAUUCCUCUGAUGAUUCUGACAAUAAUAACUGUCAAUGUAAUCAAAUUGAUUACUGGAAGUCUAUUGUGGACAUGAAUGGUCUUAAUGUUCUUACUACAGAACAAGAUGAAGCCAUAAAAGCUAUUGAAUCUAUCUCUGACCAUAAGCUUAAAAGAAAAAUGCUUGAAGUCUUAAUUCAAGAAAAUUCUAAAAAAGAAUCUCCUAUCAUUAUUGAAGCCCCUUACCAAUUAAGUGAGGUUUUAUCCAGAUUCCACCAAUCAAAUGUUCGUGAAAUUCCUGUUUCCCUCUCUGAUUUACAUAGAGAAAUUAAUCUUUUAAAAUCUGAAAUUACUCAGAUAAAAAAUGAUAAUCAAAGAUUAUCUCAAAGGGUUUCCUUACUUGAAACAGGUAACCUUAAAGUUGAAGAAAUAUCUUCUACUAGCAGUCCUACUACUAAUGAUAGGUUUCUUACUCUUAUUGAUAGAGUAAUUUCUCAAAAAUGGUUUGUUAAAAUAACUUUAGUUAUUAAUAGAACAUUUAUUUUAGAAAAUGAAGUUGCCCUUAUUGAUAGUGGCGCUGACCUUAAUUGUCUUCAGGAAGGAAUUGUUCCUACCAAAUAUUAUACCAAAACCACUCAAACCCUUGCCCAAGCUAGUGGUGACAAAUUAACGGUUAAUUAUAAAUUACCAAAUACAUAUGUCUGUAAUCAAGAUAUUUGCUUACCUACCCAUUUUAUCCUAGUAAAAAAUAUGACUCAUAGAGUUAUUCUGGGAACUCCGUUUUUAAAUAGUAUUAUGCCUUUAAUUAAUGUGGACACUAAAGGCAUCACUACCAUGAUUAAUGGUAAGACGGUCACUUUUGAAUUUAUUACUGACCCUCAUAUUAAAAUGCUUAAUGAAGUUAAAAGUAUUCUUUUAAAUAAAGAAAAACAAUUAAGUUUUCUUAGAGAAGAAAUUAGUUUAUUAAAUAUUAAUGAACAACUUAAUAAAAAUGAGAUUAAAGAACAAAUCAAAUUGAUUGAGCAACAGUUUAAAAAUGAAGUGUGUAAUGAUUUACCAAAUGCUUUUUGGGAUAGAAAGAAACAUGUUAUUUCUUUACCUUAUCUUGAUGACUUUAACGAAAGUCAGAUUCCCACCAAAGCUAGGCCAGCUCAAAUGAACCAUGAGUAUUUGGAGCUAUGCAAAAAGGAGAUAGAAUCUCUUUUAGAGAAAAAAUUAAUAAGAAAAUCCAAAUCUCCUUGGAGUUGUACAGCUUUUUAUGUUAACAAUGCUGCUGAAAAAGAACGUGGGGUCCCUAGACUUGUUAUUAAUUACAAGCCUCUUAAUAAGGUGUUAAGAUGGAUUAGGUAUCCUAUUCCUAAUAAAAAAGACCUUUUAGAUAGAUUAAACAAUGCUUUAAUCUUCUCUAAGUUUGAUAUGAAAUCUGGUUAUUGGCAAAUUCAGAUUAAUGAAUCUGAUAAGUAUAAAACUGCCUUUACCGUACCCUUUGGACAUUAUGAAUGGAAUGUCCUUCCUUUUGGCCUUAAAAAUGCCCCUUCGGAAUUUCAAAAUAUUAUGAAUGAUAUUUUUAAUCCUUAUACAGAAUUUAUAAUUGUUUAUAUUGAUGAUGUUUUAGUUUUUUCUAAAACUAUAGAUCAACAUAUUAAACAUUUGAAAAUAUUUAAAGGAUUAAUUAAACAUAAUGGAUUAGUUAUAUCUGCUCCUAAAAUGAAAAUUUUUCAAACUAAAGUUAGAUUUUUGGGUCAUGAAAUUGACCAAGGAACAAUAGUUCCUAUACAAAGAAGUAUUGAAUUUGCUUCAAAAUUCCCCAAUAUUAUUACAGAUAAGAAACAAUUACAAAGAUUCCUUGGUAGUCUUAAUUAUAUAGCAGAUUAUUAUGAAAAUCUUGCUAAAGAUACUGCCAUAUUACAUGCUAGGCUUAGAAAAAAUCCUGGCCCGUGGACUAAUGAACAUUCUCAGGCAGUCCAAAGAAUCAAAAAUAAGGUCAAAUGUUUGCCUUGUUUAUCUCUUGCUAAUCCUAAGUAUUUCAAAAUUGUUGAAACUGACGCUUCAGACUUAGGCUAUGGAGGAAUCCUUAAACAGGUUAUACCUGAUACAUCAAAAGAAGUAUUAGUUAGAUUUACUUCUGGAAAAUGGAAUCCUACUCAAUCUAAAUAUUCUACUAUUAAGAAAGAAAUGCUUUCUAUUAUAAAAUGUAUUUCAAAAUUUCAAGAUGAUCUUCUUAAUAAGAAAUUCUUAUUAAAAAUUGAUUGCAGCUCAGCUAAAUCAAUUAUUGAAAAAGAUGUUAAAAAUCUUGUUGCUAAGCAAAUUUUUGCUAGCUGGCAAUCUCAAUUAUCUAUGUUUGAGUUUGAUAUUCAACACAUUAAAGGUGAAAAUAAUUCACUUGCUGACUACCUAACUCGUGAAUUUUUGCAGGGAAAAAAUGAUGACCCCAUAUAGGGGAAGAGGCCGCGGCUAUGGCCGUGGUGGAAGAGGGAGUAACAAUAUGUUACCCCAACCUGAAUCAAACAUUCCUCUAAUAGGGGAUUGGACUACAGUUUACAAAGGAAGAAAAAUGCAGCAAUUACCUGCAUCUUCCUCAAAAAAGGAAGAUAUUGCUUCCUCAUCUAAUAAAAAUACUUCCUACAAGGAAAUUGCGGUUAAUAACCCACCUCAAGAACAACUGGAUUAUUUUGAAAAUCCAGUAACUGAAAAAAUCAUGUAUGUUGAUGAUGAAGAUAUUAAGAUAAAUCCAAAUGAUGGAUGGUCUAUCAAAACAAGAUACCUCGAAUCACGAGGAUAUCCAGGUCUUCAUGGAAAAUCUAGGCCUCACCUAGAAAUUCUUUUGACUGUUACCGAAUCGGUAACAAUAACCCAUCACUACCAAAACAAUAACCCCGAAAGUUUUAUAAACUUCAGUAAAUGCCAUGUUAAUAAAAUCUUGUUACCAAGAGAAUGGGGUCUCAACCCAAAUGGUGAAAAAGCAAUAAGAAUUGCUGAAGGAAAGUAUAUUUACUUUAAUUAUUGGGACUAUGUCCAAGCUUUUACUCAAGCUUUUUAUUACCAAAAUCCUAAGAAUAAGCAUUCUUGGUUCUUCUCUAUUAAUCCAGAAUUGAUUAAUAGACCAGUACCAAAUUGGUUUUAUGAAUGGUGGACAAAAUUUGGUCCGUCUUUGGAAAUUCUACCCAAAGAAUUACUUGACUUGUACAACCCCUGGUGUGAUAAUAGUCCACUUAUCAUAAAUAUUUUAUCUGAAAAUUUAAUCACAGGACAAUGUCCGUUUUUAUUCUUUGCCAAAUUUCAGAUUCCUUGGAUAUGGAGAUGGUCUAUCACCAUGUCUCAAGAUAAAUUCAAUAUUCCCAUUUUAGAAAGAAAUUUCUUUUAUAAAUGGUGGAACAAGAUGAGUUCCGAAGAGAUCCAAAAUAAAAUUAUUAUGAUUCAAGCAGCCAUAGCUGAAGAUCAAAAUAAAAAAGCCAAAGAGCAAAAUUCCCAACAAAUGUCCAUGGGAAAUUUGAAGAAUUUCUUCCAAAGAAAAUAUCCAAAUGAAACAGAAGAAGAAAUUAUGGUUAGAACGCUGGAUUAUAUGAAGAAUCAGUUCUUCUCCACUUUUCCAACAAAAACAUCAAGAGAUGAAAAUUCAUCUAUGAAGACUAGCUCUUCUAUGGGAUCCAUGGAUUCCAAUAAUUUUGAUUGUUUGGCAGGAGAAACCCAAGCAGAGGACCCUACUGCUGAAGAUUUUUGGGAUGCCAUGAUUCAAUCCAUGGCUCAAAAGGCAAAGGAUAAAGCCAAAAGAUAGUAGAAUCUCAAGACAUAUAGAAAUGGACAAGAAAUCAUCUUUUCUUGUCGGCCAUUUCAAAAACCAAGUCAAGAUGAGAAUCUUAUCUUAUGGGAAAAAACAAUGCUAAAGACAAAAGCAAAGAUAGGAAGGAAUCUUAUCUCGGUAGAAGGCCCAUGCAAGCAUCUUUUGUUGGACCAUGCAAGCAUCUUUUGGAAUAGUAACAGAAAAUUUCCUGCUUUUGUAAGAUAGUUUGUUUUUUGUGAAUUAUUAUUGUGACGAUGGGGCCCAAUGUGUACCCGGCAUUAAUAAUUCUUCUAUGUUUUUGUAACCGGCUAUCGUAGGUAGCUUUUACCGGCUUGAAUAGUAAGCCUUUGUAUCCCUAUAUAAAGGGAAUAUCGUUUCGUUUGUAAGCACGCAAUUUUCAAUAAUAUAACAAAGUUUUUAUAUAACUCUGUCUCUUAUCAACCCACUUCCUUAAAAUUCAUAAAAUUCCGAUCCUGCUUCCGCUGAAAUACACUUCUUGUGAAAUACACUCCGCUUGCGCUGAAUUACACUUCUUGGUAUCAUCACCUGGUUAAAACCUAAGGGAAAAAAUGAUGACCCCAUAUAGGGGAAGAGGCCGCGGCUAUGGCCGUGGUGGAAGAGGGAGUAACAAUAUGUUACCCCAACCUGAAUCAAACAUUCCUCUAAUAGGGGAUUGGACUACAGUUUACAAAGGAAGAAAAAUGCAGCAAUUACCUGCAUCCUCCUCAAAAAAGGAAGAUAUUGCUUCCUCAUCUAAUAAAAAUACUUCCUACAAGGAAAUUGCGGUUAAUAACCCACCUCAAGAACAACUGGAUUAUUUUGAAAAUCCAGUAACUGAAAAAAUCAUGUAUGUUGAUGAGGAAGAUAUUAAGAUAAAUCCAAAUGAUGGAUGGUCUAUCAAAACAAGAUACCUCGAAUCACGAGGAUAUCCAGGUCUUCAUGGAAAAUCUAGGCCUCACCUAGAAAUUCUUUUGACUGUUACCGAAUCGGUAACAAUAACUCAUCACUACCAAAACAAUAACCCCGAAAGUUUUAUAAACUUCAGUAAAUGCCAUAUUAAUAAAAUCUUGUUACCAAGAGAAUGGGGUCUCAACCCAAAUGGUGAAAAAGCAAUAAGAAUUGCUGAAGGAAAGUAUAUUUACUUUAA